Lethenteron reissneri (Far Eastern brook lamprey) is the source of this 3319-nucleotide messenger RNA. Its product is annotated as 5'-AMP-activated protein kinase subunit gamma-2-like. Lineage: Eukaryota; Metazoa; Chordata; Hyperoartia; Petromyzontiformes; Petromyzontidae. Gene Ontology annotation, molecular function: protein kinase binding; AMP binding; protein kinase regulator activity. Gene Ontology annotation, biological process: regulation of catalytic activity; protein phosphorylation. Gene Ontology annotation, cellular component: nucleotide-activated protein kinase complex; cytoplasm; nucleus. The record is from RefSeq and is a predicted model, not a curated record.
CUCAGCCGAGCGCCUCUUUCGCUUCGUGUCCACAACUCCCUGGCCGCACCUCCUCCCCCCCCCACUCCCCAAGGGGUCAUCGCCGACCAGAGAGGAGGACGAGCGGUCAGCACGGCGGUGUCUUCACCAGGGAGUGGACGUGCCACGGGACUCUUGACCGGCGAUCAAAGUUCGAGACCCUCCACCUCCUCCACCUCUCCACCCACCACCUCCUGCCUCGCUUGCACAGGUAGGCCCGGCGCAUUGAGCUUUUUUUAUUCAAGCAAAAGUUGUGGCAACUUUAUUCAUUCGACGUGUUGCUACCGUCAGAGUGCGGCCGGCAGCGAGCGACUCUCACCAUGGCCGAGUCCGAGUACGUUCUGGAGGAGGAGCUCUCGAAGGACCUGAGCUCAUUUGCCAUGCCUGGGCUGGAGAUGGAAGCAACCAGCAGGGAGAAGGAAGCAAAGGAAGCGAGGGAAGCAAGCAGCCGGGAGAAGGAGAGAGGAUAUUUCCACAUGGACAUGGGCCGCAGAAGAGUGGAACGCACGGUGAGUAAUGACGGAGACUCAAGCAUGCAACCCAAAUCGCCUACCUCCCCACUGAGCCCCCGCGGCGCAGAGGGAAUCGCGGGGCCUUCCUCCCCGCGGCACAGGCCCAACUUCGCCGGCCUCAUUCGCCCAGGCCAUCACUACAGGGAGAGGGGUGCCACGAAGGAGCCCCAGCACAAGGAUUGCAGCCAGGCGCAGCAGCUGGUCUCCACGUCCCCUCUGGGAGCACGGUUGUUGAACCGCAGCAAGAAAGGGCAUGGACAGAGUGCGACCUCGUCUACUGCGGCAUCCUCCUCUUCCCGCCCUCCGCGUGUUGGGUUCCCGCUGGAGGCGUACGACCACGAGCCGAAGCGGCCGGAGUUCCGCCGCCGCGCGUACUCGUCACCUCCCGAGCCCAGCCAGCGCCCACGCGCCUACACAUUGGAGCAUCGCUUGGCUGACAGGUCAGAAAUCAUGCUGGAGAAGCUGACCCUGGAGGAAACGCAGGGUUCCCCAGAUACUGCUUACGUGAGGUUCAUGAAGUCGCGCAAGUGCUACGACAUCAUUCCCACCAGCUCCAAACUCGUCGUCUUUGACAUCUCCUUGCAGGUGAAGAGGGCUUUCUUCGCCCUCGUCUCCAAUGGAGUGAGGGCAGCACCUCUCUGGGACGACAAGAUGCAAUGCUUUGUGGGAAUGCUGACAAUUACAGACUUCAUUAACAUUCUUCAUCAAUACUACAAGUCUCCAAUGGUGCAAAUUUAUGAACUGGAGGAACACAGGAUCUCAACUUGGAGAGAAGUUUACCUUCAAGACUCAUUCAAGCCUUUGGUAUCUAUAUCUCCUAAUGCAAGUGUCUUUGACGCGGUAUACUCGCUCAUAAAGAACAAGAUUCACCGACUGCCUGUGCUGGACAGCGUGGCGGGGAAUGCACUGUACAUCUUGACUCACAAGCGUAUCCUCAAGUUCCUGCAGCUCUUUGCAACGGAGAUGCCUAAACCGAGCUUCAUGAGUCAGAGCCUGCAGGAGUUGGGUAUCGGCACGUAUAAAGACAUCGCGGUGGUGAGCCCCAGCACGCCCAUCAUCAAGGCCCUCGGCAUAUUUGUGGAACGCAGGGUGUCUGCUCUCCCCGUUGUGGAUGAUGAUGGAAAAGUUGUUGAUGUCUACUCGAAGUUUGACGUCAUUAAUAUGGCAGCGGAGAAGACCUACAACAACCUGGACAUCACGGUGACACAGGCGUUGCGACACCGCUCUCAGUACUUCGAGGGCGUAAUCCGCUGCUUCCGCCAUGAGAGCUUGGAGACAAUCAUCGACCGCAUCGUCAAGGCCGAGGUGCACCGACUGGUGGUACUGGAUGAAAAGGAGGUGGUGACGGGCAUCGUGUCCCUUUCCGACAUCCUGCAGGCCUUGGUGCUCACACCUGCAGGUAUUCCAAAGAGAAAUAGAUGGGAAAUGCAAGACUCCAGCACGAAUGUCUGAGUUGGCCGUUCAUAAUUCCUCAUUCCAUCACUCUUGGCCUCUAGUUUGCAACCGAUAUAGUCUGGCUGAAUGAAGUUGUAUUUUGUGUUCUCUUAGCUAUGGAAUAAGAGAGGCUUGUAUUGAAAAUGUCAAACUGCUGAUGAAGGCUAGCGACAGGUGCAAUGUGUGUCGCUUUCUUGAGAUUUGCCCGCUGAAAUGUCAUAAAUAUUCUUUCAUUGCUGGCUUCUCUGCCCAUGAUGCUGGCUUCUCUGAUGGCGCAUAUGCUCGGCCUCUCAAAAUGUUCAGCCAUAAUUAUAACAUUUUUAAUUUGGCAUUGCAAAAAUCGGGUAAUCCCCUUGGGACAAUUAUGAAUUGAUAUAUUUUUGUAAUGGCUCGUAUUCUUCACUUGAAGAUGCCUAUACAUAGAUCCAUCUAAGCCUGACUUGCAGCCCUACCACAUCUAAGGAACUACCUGUUCAAGUUAUCUUGGGUGGCUCAAACUGAAAUAAUGAGCAUAUAUUAUUGUGGGAGAACUAUAGCUCUUUGAACUCUUUGGGAAUUGCCUGAAUAUCAAUAUUUACUUGGAGUCGUAUCAUUGGUGCAUGACUCUUUUAGCCUACAAAAGCUUUCUUGUAAACGGGUUAACAGGUUAUAAAUAUUUACACGAUCUAACCCAAAAAAACGUCUAUGGAUGAUAUUAGUCGCGAAAGCCUACGUGUUUAACCGAGGUUUUAUUAAAUCAAAAUGCCUAUGCACACACCCGGCACUUGAAGUAUCUGUAAGAGAUUAACUUGUCUUGAAUUUGUGUAACAUUGAGAGACAUUUACUUUACGAUUUGGACCUUCAGUCAUAAAAUGUCUUCGUAUUUCCUGCAAGCCAUUCAGCAUUGUACCUGCUACAAGUGUUUAUACUAGGGCAUGUGUGUGCAUGAUUUGAGCACAACAUUCCCAAUGAGUGCUGAUAAUUGAUGACUGUUUUGAUCACAAAUGCCUUUCUCUGUAUGUGAUAUAUUUUUCUGGGGUUGUACUGUAUAGUUCUAAAUCUAUUUGACUCCAAUUUAUGUAGCAGUAGAGUCUUCACUCACGUGAGUGUUGUGGCACUUUUGGGUUCGUAUGUGAAGCACUAGGCAUUCAAUGUAUGCAAGUCGGUCAUUUGAGAGUAACUCUUAAAAGUUAUGUUAAAGGGGAAUUUUCUGUUGUGAUGUGUAGCCAUGUUGCACAUAAGGCUGCCUUUCACCUACAUAAAUUGGAGUCUUGAAUGUUUCUGCCUUCAUUUAGAAGGUAAAAUUAAUGUUCUAUAACAAACAGUAUUACAGUAUAUGCCUUGUUUGGUUUUGAAUAAAUAUUCCAAUUGCAUAA